AUGCAGGACGACGGUCUCCACUUCGGGCCGCGCCUUUACGACGAAGACGAGGUGUCGUCGGCCGACGAGCGCUUCGAUUCGAACGAGUCGGCGGACUUUGGACUGGAAGGGGGCGACAUGGCCCCGCACGAGCGCUUCAUCAAGGAGCAGGCCCAAAAGGACAAGAACAAACUGAAUGAGGCCCGCCUGAACGCUAUCGGCGACGAUCUGGCUUCGACGAUCGGCGAACUGCGCGAGGCUGCUGACGUUGCCCAGUUGAUGCGCCGCGCGCUCAGGGACUCGAGGAACAAAACGAUGGAGCGACUGGUCGAAUUCGAGGGCACCUACAAGGGCGUCAGCAACAUGGCCCAGCAAUACUCGGAUAUGUUUGACUAUGGCAUCGCCGACUGCACGAAGAAGGUGACCGCCGUCAACAAGCAGGUCAACGACUUGGACUGGCAUCUGAAUAGCGCCGACUCGCUUGUCGAGGCGCUGGAGUCGGUGCGUGGCGUCACGCUGCUGAUGGACGCUCGCAUGGAGCCGAUGGAACAACUCGCCCGUCGCCGAGCCGAAAAUGCUCAGUGGCAGCACUUGCUCGAGGUGGACAUCGACAAGAUUCUCGCCGCCCAGCGCCAGUUCCGCGCGUUCAUCGACCGCCCGCCCACGCAGUUCGGCUCGACCACCUGGAACGCGUCGGUGGCCAGCGAGAUGGCUCGCCAGAUGAGCAACGUGCGGCUGAUCUUUGCCCGCCUCCACCACAUCAUCGACGAGUCCGAGGAGGCCAGGGAGUGCAACGAGUUUUCCCACCAGGCCCGUCUGCUCGCCUCGGCCAUUGCCGACAUUGAGCUGCCAAUCCUGAUCGCCGAGCCGGGCGGCACGGGGAUGCACGAGAUGGCGUCGUGGGCCGAGCUCAGCACGUAUUCCACACAACACGUCACCUCGAGCGCCAGCAAGCCCUUGGCCGCCGAGCCCCCGCACACUGACCAUUCGGCCCUGCCCACGCACCUCAGCUACUCGGCCGAGUCGUUCAAGUCGGCCCUGGAGAAGCUGCCCGAGGCGAACGCGACCAGCUCGAAAAUCCAAGUCGAGAUCACCGAAAGCGAGACUCGUCCGAUGUUCGCGCCGACGACCGUCACUGAGGACAAGGACUUUGUCAACCCGGAGCCCCAGUCGCCAAUGUGCCCGACGGCCCGUCACAAGUCGGCCGACUCGGUGGUCACCGCGGACGUGCAGCCCUCGGAAGCUGCCCAGAAUACGUGCGACACGGACACGGCCGACUGCCGCACGGCCUGCGAGAUCACCGGCCUGCUGUCGUCGAACGCCGACGAGAGCUUGGUCGAGCCGCUCGCCUCGGUGUUGACCGCCUUGGAGGAGUCGAUGACCAGCCUGAGCCUGAAGACGGCCACCGCCAGGGGAACUCGCUCCACCUCGUCGUCUGCCGUAACGGCCGCCUCGGCUAGCCUCGACAGCUUGGUGAGCAUGCUGACGGCCCGGGGACUGUCCGUCGAGGACCUGCGUACCGCCCUCACCACCACCACGACGCCCACCCGCACGGCGCGCUGGGCCGAUGAGCUCAACACCGAGUGCACCCAGAACGAUGUCUCCUUCGUGGGCACCGAU
Molecule: messenger RNA, 1599 nt
Organism: Mesorhabditis spiculigera
Lineage: Eukaryota; Metazoa; Nematoda; Chromadorea; Rhabditida; Rhabditidae
Source: the annotation of a GenBank genome assembly